GUGCUAUAAAGCCAGGCACCUGCUGCCCUCUUCACUCACUGCUGCUCCUCCGUCCCCACCCCAGAUCUAGCUUGCUAUCUGGAGAGAGCGAGAGGAACGCCGGCCGGCCGGAGCCAUGCCGGCAAUGGCAGCGCUGCUGGUGCUGCUGCUCGCCGUUGCGGCGCCCCUCGCCGGCGCCGACGACCCCUACCGCUACUUCACCUGGACCGUCACCUACGGCCCCAUCAGCCCGCUCGGCACCACCCAGCAGGGCAUCCUGAUCAACGGCCAGUUCCCGGGCCCGCGCAUCGACUGCGUCACCAACGACAACCUCCUCGUCACCGUCGUCAACAACCUCGACGAGCCCUUCCUCCUCACCUGGAACGGCAUCAAGCAGCGCAAGAACUCGUGGCAGGACGGCGUGGCCGGGACCAACUGCCCCAUCCCGCCCGCCGCCAACUACACCUACAAGUUCCAGGCCAAGGACCAGAUCGGCACCUUCACCUACUUCCCCUCCCUCGCGCUCCACCGCGCCGCCGGCGGCUUCGGCGCGCUCAACGUCUACCAGCGCCCCCGCAUCCCCGUCCCCUACCCGCCGCCCGCGGGGGACUUCACGCUCCUCGUCGGGGACUGGUACAGGGCCGGCCACCGCCAGCUCAGGCAGAGCCUCGACGCCGGCGCCCCGCUCCCGCCGCCCGACGGCCUGCUCAUCAAUGGCGCCCGCUCGCCGCCGGCGUUCGUCGGCGCCCGCGGCGGGACCUACCUCUUCCGCGUCUCCAACGUCGGGCUCAGGGCCUCCGUCAACGUCCGGAUCCAGGGCCACCGGCUCCGGCUGGUGGAGGUGGAGGGCACCCACCCCGUGCAGAACGCGUACGACUCCCUCGACGUCCACGCCGGCCAGUCGCUCGCGUUCCUCGUCGCGCUCGACCAGCCGCCGCUCGACUACGCCGUCGUCGUGUCCACGCGCUUCGCCCCCGCCAACCUCACGGCGGUGGCCACGCUGCACUACGCCGGCGCCACCGCCAGGGCGCCGGGCCCGCUGCCGCCCGGCCCGCCGGGGCAGUACGACUGGUCCGUCAACCAGGCGCGUUCGUUCCGGUGGAACCUCACGGCCAGCGCGGCGCGCCCCAACCCGCAGGGCUCCUUCCACUACGGCGCCAUCCCGACGUCCAGGACGCUGGUGCUCGCGAGCUCGUCGCCGGCCCUCGCCGGCCGGAGGCGGUGCGCGGUCAACGGUGUGUCCUUCGUCGUCCCCGACACGCCGCUAAAGCUCGCGGACAACUACAACAUCGCCAACGUCAUCGAGUGGGACAGCCUCCCGGCGAGGCCCGCCGGCGGGGCGCCACCGCGCGCCGGGACGCCCGUCGUCAGGCUCAACCUGCACGAGUUCGUCGAGGUCGUGUUCCAGAACACCGAGAACGAGCUGCAGUCGUGGCACCUCGACGGAUACGACUUCUGGGUUGUUGGCUACGGCGAUGGCCAGUGGGCUGAGAUGCAGCGGCGAACCUACAACUUGGUCGACGCGCAAGCAAGACAUACGGUUCAGGUGUACCCGAACGGAUGGUCGGCGAUCCUGGUGUCGCUGGACAACAAGGGGAUGUGGAACCUGAGGUCGGCGAUCUGGGACCGGCAGUACCUCGGCCAGCAGCUCUACCUCAGGGUCUGGACGCCGCAGCAGAGCUUCUCCAACGAGUACAGCAUCCCGACCAACGCCAUACUCUGUGGCAGGGCCGCUGGCCUCCCACACUGAUGAGCGAGAUGCAGAGAGCAUACACGGUCGAUUCGUGGUACUACUUAUAAUGUCUCAUAGGAUAAAUCAUUCUACUUAUAUAUCUGAAAUCAAGAUGAUAGUUGAGAGAGUGUUUUGUUGUAGCCAAAAGCUUAGAUGAACUUGCUAUUCUUUGAUGGCGAUGUCAGUAAUUUAUUUCUACUUGUGAUUUGCCUGAGAGAGAGAAAGGAGGUAUCAGGCUGAAUCUGUCCAAUGAUCUUUUCCCUAAUUAAUGCAUUGUUGAUUCAGAAUUCGCAAA
Messenger RNA from Panicum virgatum (switchgrass), 2006 nucleotides. Its product is annotated as L-ascorbate oxidase homolog. The record is from RefSeq and is a predicted model, not a curated record. The transcript is spliced from 4 exons. The coding region runs from base 116 to 1729 and encodes 537 amino acids. Gene Ontology annotation, molecular function: oxidoreductase activity; copper ion binding. NCBI's taxonomy places the organism in Eukaryota, Viridiplantae, Streptophyta, Magnoliopsida, Poales, Poaceae.